UGCCUGAGUUUUGGGUUUAUAGGGUGACAGAGUGUCAAAACCACGUUCUGUCUCCUCUCCACAGGAAAUGGAACCCAUAAGCGCCUCGGUUUGCAACCCUAAACCCACAUGCCUUGUUAUUUACUUUAAUCCUUACUGCCAGCUCCAACACCUAAUAUUUAUUCGCGGAUCCAGUCCCCUCUUAUCCAUCCCCUCGUGCGCCUUACUUCCUUUAUAUACUACCAAUCUCCCCUUUCGCCUUGUCAAACCACACUACUCUUAACACAUUUCCAAUUCACAAUCAAAGAUGGUUGGCGUUUUCAGGCGUUCACUUUCUUUCCCAAACAAACCCACUACCCGUCCUUCUAAACCACCCAUUUCUCACCACAUUAGAUCCAUCUCUCUUCCAUGCCGAUCUCAUCCCUUAAUUUCCCAACUCAGGGAUGAAAUCACUGACCUCAAAUCAUGGUCUUGGAAUCCUGAUAACCGAACCUCCGCUUGGCUUUGUGAUGGUUUGAGCCGCCUAAAGGACGUUCAUGAUUCUCUGCACGACUUUCUUCAGCUUCCGCAAACACAUCAAGUGUUAAGCCAUAAGCGUGAAUGGGUUGAGAAACUCCUCGAAGAUUUCUUGCGCUUCGUUGAUGCAUAUGGGAUCUUCCAAUCAUCGUUCCUCGCACUCAAAGAAGAGCAACUCGCGGCCCGGAUGGCUCUAAGGAGAAAAGACGAUUCAAAGAUGGCCGUGUAUUUGAAAAGUCGGAAAAAGAUGGCUAAAGAGAUAGCUAAACUCGUAUCCUCGAUCCCAUGCACCGGUCCAUACAUAAUUCCUGGAUCAGCUGUGGUGUCUAUUGCAGACACUGAACUGACUGGCAUUAUCAGCGACGUCAUCGAGGUGACAGUUUCAGUCUCGGUGGCCCUUUUCAAUGGAAUAUCCAUGUCAUUUACGUCAAGAAAAUCGUCAUGGAUGGGGGUGACAUCGUCGAAGGAAUCAAAGAAAGUCAAGAUGGAGGAAGGUAUAAAAGAAUUCCAAGAAAUAGGAGAAGCCAACAUGUGGGGUUUGAGGAAGAAAGGAGAGGAGGAAGUGAGGAUGGUUUUGAAGAGAAUGCAAGACUUGGAAGGGUGCAUAGCUGAUGUUGAAAGUGGGAGUGAAAAAGCAUUCAGGAGUUUGAUAAACACUAGGGUUUCGCUGCUCAAUGCUCUCACCAACUAGGAAGGGAUCAGAAAGGAAAAACAAGUCUCACAGACAUAAUACAAAAUAGAGAUGUAAUUUAAUUUUAGUUUGUGUAAACAUCUUCUCAUCUUAUGUCUUUUUUCUCCGGCAGAAAGGAAUUAAAAUUGUGAAAAUUUAGUGUUCAAAA
Messenger RNA from Gossypium raimondii (Peruvian cotton), 1334 nucleotides. RefSeq lists its product as hypothetical. The transcript has a single exon. The record is from RefSeq and is a predicted model, not a curated record. Lineage: Eukaryota; Viridiplantae; Streptophyta; Magnoliopsida; Malvales; Malvaceae. The coding region runs from base 287 to 1186 and encodes 299 amino acids. Gene Ontology annotation, biological process: shoot system development; root development.